Podospora pseudopauciseta is the source of this 6795-nucleotide messenger RNA. RefSeq lists its product as uncharacterized. Bases 1 to 6795 code for a protein of 2264 amino acids. Lineage: Eukaryota; Fungi; Ascomycota; Sordariomycetes; Sordariales; Podosporaceae. Gene Ontology annotation, biological process: proteolysis; carbohydrate metabolic process. The record is from RefSeq and is a predicted model, not a curated record. The transcript is spliced from 9 exons. Gene Ontology annotation, molecular function: serine-type endopeptidase activity; hydrolase activity, hydrolyzing O-glycosyl compounds; chitin binding.
AUGAAGGCAUAUCUCUACGCCCUCGUAGCCUUGGGGGCAGCGGGGGCAGCGAGAGCAACGGGCGGGUUCGUGGCCACAGACCAGUCCUUUAUAUCCUCAAGUUCUUUCGUCGACAUCACCGAAGCAGACGAGGAUCUCGACAAAUGGCUCUCUACGGUACAGGCGCAGCCUCUUGAGGCCCUCAAGCCAUGCCCCAUUUCUUGCAGCAAAGCCGGGGAGGGCCCCUGGUUCCUGUUCCCGGAGGCGGAUCAGUUGGCCUCAUGCAGGGAGACCAUGCUGCUCAAUGUGGUUGUCCAGAUGGCCGAGGUCAAGGACAUGCCCACCGUCAUCAGGGCCUGCACAGCAGACUACGACACUUCUCCGUCCAUGAGGGUUGCUUUCGUGCCAGACUCGACCAAGGCAUCGCUCUGUACCACCGCCAACAAAGUGCUGGAGGAUGCCUCCAUCUCCAUUCACCGGCCCGGCAAAGACGGCGAGUUCUCGCCGACCCAUCUGCUAUCAGCUGGUCGUCAGGUCAAGAGCUAUCUUGCCUCUCAGAAGCCGUCAUGCUCCAACAACGCCAUGGCCUUUGGCUACUCGCAGACGUCGGUCAUCGGUGUUUUUGCCGGCGCUGAAGUGCACCAGCACGGUGUCACAUCAGAUGUCCUUCAGCAAUUCCUCGAGCAUGUUCAGAACGAGUCGGUCUCAGGAACCACCGUGGUGCAGUUGUGUGGUGCCAAAGAUCGUGGUGCCGAUUACAGCAUUGGCAUCGUUGCCAGCAGCGCCAAGAAUCUCGAUUUCGUCCAGGAGGUGGUCAAGACAUGGGCUGAUGGCAAAUGUGUCUCACAGGUGGGUGCGGGCCAGGACUGGAUGCCGGUCACUCUGCGCGUUCCUGUUCCCUUGGAGGAGUUGUCCAAGAACGACACCAUCUCCAACAGCACCGCCAGCUCUCGCCAUUCCGCGCCUGGAGAUAUUUCUGCCAGGUUCGCCCGGCUCAGCCCCCGAGCUGAUUGCAGGGUCACUACCGUCCAGGCCGGCGAGGGUUGCUGGGCUGUGGCCCAGAGAUGUGGCAUCUCGCAGACUCAACUGCAGAACUUCAACCGCGCCAACCUCUGCAACUCACUUGUUCUGGGCGAGCGCGUCUGCUGCAGCACCGGCACCCUCCCCAGUACCCUCCCUCCCGGAAACUCUGACGGCACGUGUAAGACGCGCCAGGUUGUGUUGGGCGACGACUGUGGCUCAUUGGCCAACAAAUGCGGAAUUACUGGCGAUGACUUCACCAAGGCGAAUCCUCAGUCCGGGCUUUGCUCCAAACUGUCCGAAGGUCAGCAUGUGUGCUGCAGCCAGGGCAACCUUCCCGACCUUAGGCCCAAGAAGGGUGCCGAUGGCUAUUGUGCCGUCUAUCGGACCAAGAAGGACGACAACUGCGCCAAGAUUGCUGCAAGCAACAUGCUCAGUGUGACCCAACUGGAGAACUUCAACAAGAACACAUGGGGUUGGAAUGGCUGCAAGUUGCUUUAUCCCGAUUUCAACAUGUGCGUCAGCGACGGAGCUGCGCCGAUGCCUGCUAUUGUCCCUAACGCAAUCUGUGGACCAACCAUGAACGGCACCGUCCGGCCCCCCUUAGGGACCAACAUCAGCACGAUGAACCCGUGCCCUCUCAACGUGUGCUGCAACAUUUGGGGGCAAUGCGGUAUGACCGAUGAUUUCUGUGUCGUUUCCAAGUCCGAGACUGGUGCUCCCGGUACUGCAGCUCCUGGCCAGCACGGAUGCAUCAGCAACUGCGGCAGAGACAUCAUCAAGGGCCCCGCGCCGGCAAAGCAUAUCAAGCUUGGCUAUUUUGAGGGCUGGAACUUCGGCCGCAAGUGCUUGCACAUGGAUGCUACCCAAAUCGACACAAGCACUUACACCCACGUUCACUUUGCCUUUCCCAAUGUCACGCGAGGCGAUUUCCGGAUCGAGAUCACGGACCCGUUAGUUAAGAAGCAGUUUGAACGUUUCAAGAAGCUUCAGGGCGUCAAGAAGGUUGUAUCUCUAGGUGGCUGGGACUUCAGUGCUCUGCCAGGGACCUUCAUGAUUCUCCGAGAGGCCGCCCAACCAGCCAACCGCGACCUGUUCAAGCGCAACAUCAUCUCCUUCAUCAACGAGCACAACCUUGACGGCAUCGACCUUGACUGGGAAUAUCCAGGUGCCCCUGACAUCCCGGACAUUCCAGCUGAUGAUCCGGUAAAUGGUCUCAACUACUACAGACUCUUGGCCAGCAUCAAGGCCGAGGUCGGCGAUUCCAAGACAGUCUCGUUCGCCGCACCAGCGUCGUUCUGGUACCUCCGCUCCUUUCCUGUCAAGCAAAUGGCCCAAGCUCUCGACUAUAUUGUCUUUAUGACCUAUGAUCUUCACGGCCAGUGGGAUGCUGGUAAUAAGUGGACUUCGCCUGGCUGCCCGACGGGCAAUUGCUUGCGGUCACAUGUCAAUGAGACUGAGACCAGGGACGCGCUAUCCAUGAUUACCAAGGCGGGUGCCCCUUCCAACAAGGUCCUGGUUGGUGUCUCCAGUUACGGACGGUCCUUCAAGAUGGCCCAGGCUGGGUGCGACGGCGAGUCCUGCCUGUUCACGGGCGACAACCGCAACUCCCAUGCUGCCAAAGGUCGGUGUACGGACACUGCUGGAUACAUCUCAAACGCCGAGAUCAACCAGAUCAUUGCUCAAGGCAGGGCCAACAAGCGCUACAACAAAGAAGGUUCCAACAUCAUGGUGUAUGACAACACAGAAUGGGUGGCCUGGAUGGACGACGAGAUGAAGGACAAGAGAACCGAGUUUUACCACUCGUACAAUUUCCUAGGCACCACUGAUUGGGCAGUCGAUCUGCAAGAGUGGUAUCCCGAUGCCAGUUUAGACGAGGACGAUGUCGAAGUCGUUUAUCUGGGGACCGAGGUGUACCGCGAAAGGACUGCCUACUGUACGCCGCCUUGCCGUCUUAUCUUGCCACCCAGCUCACUCCCGGCACCAACGGUAAUCUCGAUUCCACCCUAUACAACAUCCAUUGAGGUGGGCCGCAGCCAGGGUGCAUCAUUUGUCGUCGAAACGACGACCAUCACCGUCUAUGCGCCCAACAUUACGACAAAUCAGAUGCCCAUGUCCAAUGUCAAUAUCACCGUCGCCAAUCCAACAAAUGGCGGUGGUGCCGGUGGCAUUCCCCCUUUCUACGCCAACCCAAGUAUUGAUAUCCCCCCUAUUCCCGUCGUCGUCACGCCUCCAGGGGGUGGUGCACCGCCAACUUCGCGAUGGAUUACUCUUCCGCCCUGGCCGUCAGUGACAGAUGGCCCGCUGCCUGACGACCCAUCUGGAGUUGACAUUCCAGACAACAGCGACCUACCAUCUGAUGAUCAAAAUCCAAUCAUUGAUCGACCUCCUCUAGGAUCUGGACCUCCAAUGGUCUGGGACUGCCCGCCGGGUGGCGUGUUGGAGAUUGAUGAGUUCCACGCCAUCUUGACGCUUGACAAUUGCCAGGGUCAAGUAACUUUGGGCGGGUGCGCACCUACGAGAACGAAGGCAAUGGAUGCACCUCCUGAGAGCACACUUCUCAUUGGCUGCACCUUGUUCACGGGGACCCAGGCUCCUGAUAUCAAGCCAUUUCCUACAGGCUCAGGUAAUAUCAUUCAGCCCAUCACCACGCCCGUGCCGGAUCCGCCAAGAGAAGACGACCCUCAAGAUUCCGACGAUGACGAUGACGAGCCCGCGGGUGUGUACCUGUCGUGCAAGGCUUGGUUCUUCUUCAUUUGCAUCGACUGGCCAGAACUCAAGGUCUUCGGUUGGGUUUUCCCUCCUCUGCCCCCCGGGCCCUAUAGGAGUGGUCCCCCGAAUAUCGACUGGCCAAAGCUUCCCGGUAUCACGGUCAAGGGACGUCUACCAAAAUGGCCAGCCAUCACAAUACCGACCAGAGGCCCGAUUCCCACACCCGAGAAGCCGAGCAACUGCAAGACCCAGACCGCCGAGCUUUGCAAGAUGACGACUUCGUACGCCGGUGUUGUGGAAGGUGGUACAACCAGAACGACCUCGUCUACGACGAAGGAGACAUGCGCUACUAUCUACGGAUGCGAGGUGGAGGAUGACAAUUCGUCGACCCAGACUUUUGAUGGUUGCACUGUCACCCCGGUGGCAAAGCGCGAGGUUGUCGCAACGCCAACCCCAGUUCAAGGAGCUGCUGGUACCCUCGAGGAGAGAUCUCGACCGUUCCUGCAAGCUAGAGCCAAAAAGAAGAGCCCAUGCCAAAUUGGGGAUGCCUUGAUCAUACCUGACAACCCUGAAAAUGUCCAGGCCAUCCGCACCUGGCUCGGGGACGUCAACAAUAACCCAAAGAAGCAGCCAUGGUCAUACACAGAGAUCAAGUCCGAUAGGGCGAAGUUUACUGCCUUUUUCCACGUUGUCCAGCUUGACCGUGCAAGCUUGGACACACUUAGUGGCGCCAAAGGGACCUACGGUAUUGACGACAUAUACUACCUCUCUGAGAUGAAUGCAGAGGCUAGGGCCAAAACGGCAUUGGCGGACGCUAAAAGGCCACGGCCUGUUACCGAUAUCUGGCAGGGGAAGUUCCCUGGGUCCGGUGGUGGCGGCCCAGCAGUUGUCCCUCGGCACUUCUCCCGAGAUCAGUCACCUGGGAACCUUACCUCUUCAACUGAGAUACCAGAUAUUCAUCGCGACCUCAAUGAAACUAUCUCUGGAGUCCUUCGUAAGAGGAACGAUUAUGAGGAACACGAAACGGCGGAGUAUUGGGAGCUUUCUCAGCUUUCGGCACCUCCCUUCUACACAGGAUUUCAGUCAUGGAGGAGGUCUGGGACCCCAGCAAGAACGCAGGACCCCAGAAAACCCGACAGAUGGUUCAACACAUAUUGGUACCCCAAAGGCACUGGCCCAACCCAGUACAUCUACAAUAUGGAGUCGGACGUAGAUACCAGCCAUGCAGAGUUCCAAGGGUUAGGCGGGCGUUUGAUCAGGUGGCCGUACUCGUCGCCGUACGGUGGCGACGCGAAAACACCCAAACCUGUCUCCGGUUCCGAUUGGAAGCACGGAACCGCUGUCUCAUCCAAGAUUCUCGGAAACCUCCUCGGGGCGGGCAGAGAGGUCACCAUGGUCUUGCCAGUCAACCCAGGAAGUGGAUUCACCUACACAGGCAACUCAGGCGCAAAAACCAGAUCUUUCGAGGAAGCAGCCGUGCUUGAGACAUUUAUACGAGUUAUGGAUGACAUUCUUGAUUCUACGAACAACAAGGAAGGCCGAGCCAUCAUCAACUAUUCUGGCGGCAUGUUCACGGAUGGUGCCAGCGAGGCCAGGAUCAGGAUGCUAUACAAAAUUAUCAAGAAGCUCGGCCAGUAUAACGUGCUCGUUGUCGCCUCUAUCCACAAUUCCUACAAGGAGAGAGGUGAUAACAUUGAUGCUUACCCAGCCGGUUGGGGCGAUGUCUCUCGCGCCGACUACCUCAGCAACGUCCUUUCGGUGGGCGCAGUGCAGCAAAGUCAGCGUGUAGCAACCUUCGCCCCUUACCAACAAUGGGUUACUUAUGCUCCAGGUGAAAAGACCUACAUCGCUGUUCCUGGAAAGGGUAUCGUGACGGACGAUGGAAGCUCAAUGGCGGCACCCCUGGUUGCAGCAAUGGCUGCCAAUCUCCGCUCUUUGCCGUCAAAGUGGAAGGAGGACCUCAAGGAUCCGAAACGCCUCAAGGCCCUCAUCAAGAUACUUUCCCGGCCUCUCCCUAUGGGAAAACCCGACAAAAACCCUGCAAAACCAAAGAUUCCAGUGGGCAAGAUCGAUACCUUGGUCAGCACAGCGUGGAAUGGUCAAGUGUUUAACCUUGGCCACUGCCUCCUUGACACCACCGAGGCCAAGGGCCAAGGUGGCAAUGCGCAGCUGGACAAGAUUUGCCCUGAGAUUGAGGACAUCAAAAAACCAGACGCAGAUAAGCUGUUUAGCCCCCCCGGCGGUGGUGGUGACAGCGGUGGUGGCAGUGGCGGUGGUGGGCCAAGCGGAGAUCCUAUCGAACACAAGCCCGGACCUGCCGGACCCCUUUGCAACAAGCCCAUUGGACUUGGGAAACGAGACGGCCAGUGCGGGAAGAUAUGCACCGGUUACUACUGCACGCCGACGCCGGUCGGGCCACCCCCCGACUAUCACGACCCGGAGGACCCAGCGCACAAGGUCACCAGGCCUCCGAUGCCGACAUUGACAGGAGCACCAGACCUCGGUAACUGUCCCAAGACGACGACGCGGCGCUGCGUAGGAAGUGGUGGUCGCGAGACCUGCGAGGACGUCACCAUCUGUGCGCCGACAACGGCAGUCCCUACUCCCACGGCACAACCUACCCCAACAGCAGCGCCGCAGCCAGCCACAUGUCGCAUCCACAUCGCCCAGCACCACUGGUUCAGCUGGACCUCUAACGCCAACGCAAUGUUUAUGGAAGUCACUUCUUAUAUCAAUGAAGUACGACAGAACUACGAAUCGGCAAAUACGGACUUUGGCAUCUCGAUGACGUGGUACAAGGCAAGCUCGAGAUUCCCGACUGAUCUUCGGAUUGAUAUUCGCAAGGAAAAGGGAGCUGUGAACUUCAAGAGGGACAGGCCGGCACCGGGCGAGAACCUCGAGAGAAGGAGGCUGUUCAUGUCGUUUGAUCUUUACUUCACAGCCGGCAACCAGCACUGGUCGAGCGGGAACAGGGACGAAAGCAGAAUGCCGUUUUGUCGGGUAGGAGCAUGGGAUGAGAACUCGUGGGAUGGUAUUAAUCAUCUUCAGCCGAGCCGACGGAUGGACUGCUAUUGGAGGUGUUAG